This is a messenger RNA of Spea bombifrons (plains spadefoot toad), 1365 nucleotides long. Its product is annotated as vomeronasal type-2 receptor 26-like. Gene Ontology annotation, cellular component: membrane. The record is from RefSeq and is a predicted model, not a curated record. The coding region runs from base 1 to 1365 and encodes 454 amino acids. Lineage: Eukaryota; Metazoa; Chordata; Amphibia; Anura; Pelobatidae. Gene Ontology annotation, molecular function: G protein-coupled receptor activity. Gene Ontology annotation, biological process: G protein-coupled receptor signaling pathway. The transcript has 4 exons.
AUGUCCUGGCUUUUUGGAAGAGCCACCAAGAUAGGAAACCGCAAGCCAUGCACUCACUACUACAGGCAUCUCUUGGCUUUCAUCUUUGCCAUCGAUGAGAUAAACAGUAAUCCGGAUCUUUUACCCAAUGUGACUCUGGGAUACCAUGCGCUCGAUUCCUGCGGAGAUGUGAAUAAAGCCAUAGACAAUGUGUUACAGAUAUUAUCCGGACCCUCUAGGACUGUCCCCAAUUACUCCUGUAGAGGUCACAGCCAACUGGCUGGGGUUAUUGGAGAUCUGUCUUCAAAAACAUCCUUACAAAUCGCCACUAUACUGAGCCUGUACGGCUACCCACAGAUUCCUCGUUCUCGAUGUUCUGAAGAUUGUCCUCCUGGCUACAGGCGAGUUUUGCACAAAGGGAAACACAACUGCUGCUUUGACUGCGUCCCGUGCUCAGAAGGAGAGAUCUCCAACACAACAGAUGGAGAGUCUUGCCAAAAGUGCCCAGAAAACCAGUGGCCAAAUGAGAAGAAGGAUACUUGUGUUCCGAAACCCACUGAAUUUUUAUCCUUCAAAGACAAUUUGAUUGCAUUGGUUUUUAGCAUUAUAUCAGUUUUUAUGUCUGUCAUAACCUCCAUUAUCUUGGUUAUAUUUAUUUUCUACCGAGACACCCCCAUUGUCAGAGCUAAUAAUAGAAAUCUCAGUUUCGUCCUCCUGGUGUCCAUCAUCCUGAGUUUCCUCUGUGUGUUUCUGUUCCUCGGUCGUCCUGUGGAUAUAACCUGCAGACUACGACAAACUGCUUUUGGGAUCCUCUUCUCGUUAGCUGUGUCUUCUCUGUUGGCCAAGACCAUCAUGGUCUGCAUCGCUUUCAAAGCCACCAAACCCGGCAGCAAGUGGAGAAAAUGUAUUGGAGUCAAAAUACCCAAUUUUGUUGUGUUUAUCUGUUCAUUUAUUCAGGUUUUAAUUAGCAUCUGCUGGUUGUCUAUUUCCCCUCCGUACCAGGAAAUGAACACUCACUCCUACCCUGGAAAGAUCGUUAUUCAGUGUAAUGAGGGGUCAGCAGUUGCCUUUUACACUGUUCUGGGGUACAUGGGCUUCCUGGCCGCUGUGAGUUUUGUUGUCGCUUUCCUGGCCAGGAAAUUACCGGACAGUUUUAAUGAAACCAAGUACAUCACCUUCAGCAUGCUGAUCUUCUGUAACGUCUGGAUCUCUUUUAUCCCGGCUUAUAUGAGCGUUAUGGGCAAAAACACAGUGAUUGUAGAGAUUUUUGCUAUAUUAGCUUCUAGCACUGGAAUUCUGGGCUCUAUAUUUUUCCCAAAAUGUUUUAUCAUUUUGGUGAAUCCCAGCAUGAACACAAAGAGACGACUGCUAAAUGCAGGAUUUUAA